Messenger RNA from Myotis lucifugus (little brown bat), 1613 nucleotides. RefSeq names its product methionine adenosyltransferase 1A (gene MAT1A). The coding region runs from base 181 to 1371 and encodes 396 amino acids. The record is from RefSeq and is a predicted model, not a curated record. Gene Ontology annotation, molecular function: ATP binding; methionine adenosyltransferase activity. Gene Ontology annotation, cellular component: cytosol. The transcript has 9 exons. Lineage: Eukaryota; Metazoa; Chordata; Mammalia; Chiroptera; Vespertilionidae. Gene Ontology annotation, biological process: S-adenosylmethionine biosynthetic process.
GUCCCUCCCUUCACAGCAUCCUCGUCUUGCUCUCGAUGCUCACCAGCUGUUAGGCGGGAGUGACCCCUGCGCUUCUGCCAACCACAGGCCUGUUGGGUUUAAAGAAAAGAGAAAAACUCAGACAAAGUCACCACAUUAAAAUAGUUGCCUUGAGGAAGCUGAACGGAGACCUGUGGAAAGAUGAACGGACCGGUGGAUGGCUUGUAUGACAGCUCUCUCAGUGAAGAAGGGGCCUUCAUGUUCACCUCGGAAUCUGUAGGAGAGGGACACCCCGAUAAGAUCUGUGACCAGAUCAGCGACGCGGUGCUGGAUGCCCACCUCCAGCAGGACCCCAAUGCCAAGGUGGCCUGCGAGACGGUGUGCAAGACGGGCAUGGUGCUGCUGUGCGGGGAGAUCACCUCCAUGGCCAUGGUGGACUACCAGCGGGUGGUGCGAGACACCAUCAAGCACAUUGGCUACGACGACUCUGCCAAGGGCUUUGACUUCAAGACCUGCAAUGUGCUCGUGGCGCUGGAGCAGCAGUCCCCAGACAUCGCCCAGGGCGUCCAUCUGGACAGAAACGAAGAGGACGUCGGUGCCGGAGACCAGGGCUUGAUGUUCGGCUAUGCCACCGACGAGACGGAGGAGUGCAUGCCCCUCACCAUCAUCCUUGCUCACAAACUCAACGCCCGGAUGGCAGAGCUGAGGCGCUCGGGGGUGCUCCCCUGGCUCAGGCCUGACUCGAAGACCCAGGUGACAGUGCAGUACAUGCAGGACAACGGCGCGGUCAUCCCCAUGCGCGUCCACACCAUCGUCAUCUCUGUGCAGCACAAUGAGGACAUCACGCUGGAGGACAUGCGCAAGGCCCUGCAGGAGAAGGUGAUCCGGGCCGUGGUGCCCGCCAAGUACCUGGACAAAGACACCAUCUACCACCUGCAGCCCAGCGGGCGCUUUGUCAUCGGCGGUCCCCAGGGGGAUGCGGGCGUCACUGGCCGGAAGAUUAUCGUGGACACCUACGGCGGCUGGGGGGCGCACGGUGGCGGGGCCUUCUCCGGGAAGGACUACACCAAGGUGGACCGCUCGGCGGCUUACGCUGCCCGCUGGGUGGCCAAGUCCCUGGUGAAAGCAGGGCUGUGCCGGAGAGUGCUUGUGCAGGUUUCCUACGCCAUCGGUGUGGCCGCGCCACUGUCCAUUUCCAUCUUCACCUACGGAACCUCGAAGAAGACCGAGAGAGAGCUGCUGGACGUGGUGAACAAGAACUUCGACCUCCGGCCUGGCGUCAUCGUCAGGGACUUGGAUUUGAAGAAACCCAUCUACCAGAAGACCGCGUGCUACGGCCACUUUGGAAGAAGCGAGUUCCCGUGGGAGGUUCCCAAGAAGCUUGUGUUUUAGAGCCGGGAGCUGGCCUGGCCCCGGAGGCAUCUGGGCGGCCGAGUUCCUCUGUUCCAGGACCCCGGCUCCCAGGUCUCCCAGACUGAAGGCGCUGCGUGUGGCCAAGAGGGUGCCUUUCCCCACGCUCCCUCCUGGCCCUCGGACUGAGCCCUGUUCGUCAUCAUCACGAAUGGCAGGAAGCAGGCAGCUUCCCGGUGCUGAGGACAGUCACGGGGUUCCCCUACCUCUCCCUCAGACCAAGG